Mauremys reevesii (Reeves's turtle) is the source of this 2458-nucleotide messenger RNA. RefSeq names its product polycystin 2 like 2, transient receptor potential cation channel (gene PKD2L2). The transcript has 15 exons. Gene Ontology annotation, cellular component: membrane. Lineage: Eukaryota; Metazoa; Chordata; Testudines; Geoemydidae. The record is from RefSeq and is a predicted model, not a curated record. Gene Ontology annotation, biological process: detection of mechanical stimulus. Gene Ontology annotation, molecular function: calcium channel activity; calcium ion binding. The coding region runs from base 246 to 2255 and encodes 669 amino acids.
GCGGGCCUGGCCCAUCCCGGGCUUCAAAACCGCCACCCGCCUAGCGCGGAGCUUCCCUGCUCGGCCCUGGCUGGGGCGGCGCCGAGUGCCCCCGGCCCGGUGUGUUGGGAUCAUCACCCACCGGCUCAGCCGGAGCUGCCGCGGGGCCGGGGCCCGGUUCAGGCUCGGGCGGGCCCGCAAAGUUCGGCCCGGCCGCAGCGCGAGCCGCGGGGCGGUUCAGAGCCGGGCGGAGCCGAGUCCCCGCCAUGGAGCACCCGAGCGGGCCGGUCGGCCUGGAGGCGGCGGAGCCCCGAGCCGAGCGGCGACCUUCGGGGACCCGCAGAGUGGGCGGUAUUGUGAAACCUCGUCUGAGCUAUAGCAGAGAGCUAGAAAUUAAAACUACCCUUCAGGAACUGCUGAUCUACAUCAUUUUCCUUACAGAUCUAUGUAUAUUGACAUUUGGCAUGGUGAACACAGACAUGUAUUACUUGAACAAAGUUAUGUCAAAUCUCUUUCUGGAAACCUCUGUGUCUGAGACAGAUAGAACUUCCUUCAAGACCAUAGGCAGCAUGGUUGAUUUCUGGAAGUUUGCAGAAGGACCCCUGCUUGAUGGUCUCUACUGGGACACAUGGUACAACAACAAGACAUUGACCAGCCACAAAAACAGCAGUCAUGUUUACUAUGAGAACUUACUUUUAGGAGUAGCCCAGAUUCGUCAGCUAAAAGUCCGCAACAACACGUGCGCCAUCUAUCCCUAUUUCCGAACAUUUCUGAAAGAGUGUUAUCGCGAAUACCGCUAUGUAGCUGAAGAUAAAUCUGAUUUUGGUCUGAAGAAUGGGUCUGUAUGGACGUAUUCCUCUGCAUCCUCAUUGGCCCCCUGGCACUGGGGAGCCAUGGGCCUUUACAGCGGUGGAGGAUUUAUGUUCACCUUACCUAAAUCAAGGAGUGAGAGCAUAAGGAAGCUUGCGUUUCUCAGACGUAACGGCUGGCUCACUAGAGGGACAAGAGUCGUAUUUAUUGACUUCUCAGUGUAUAAUGCCAACAUAAACCUCUUUUGUGUAGUCAGGUUGGUAGUGGAAUUCCCAGCCACUGGUGGUGCUCUUCCUUCUUCGCAGUUUUACUCAGUAAAGCUUCUCAGAUACGUCACUUAUUACGAUUAUUUCCUUGCCUCUUGUGAAGUCAUCUUUUGCCUCUUCAUCUUUACUUUCAUCAUCCAAGAAAUUUUAAAAGUUAAAAAACUGAAAACGGAAUAUUUUAAAAGUGCCUGGAACUGGCUGGACAUGCUGCUGGUGUCGCUGUCUAUCUUUGCCAUUGCCUUCAAUAUGUACCGUACUGUAGAGGUGUCCUUGCUGAUGGAAAGCCUGCUCUCUAAUGCCUAUGUGUAUCCAGACUUUUAUUUCCUUGCAUACUGGCAAACCCGUUACAACAACAUGAUUGCUAUCAAUGUCUUCUUUGCAUGGAUAAAGAUAUUUAAGUUCAUAAGCUUUAACAAGACGAUGACUCAGCUGUCUUCCACUUUAUCCCGCUGUGCCAAAGACAUCAUCGGAUUUGCCAUCAUGUUUUUCAUCAUAUUCUUUGCCUAUGCACAGUUAGGCUACCUGGUCUUCGGGUCACAAGUUGAUGAGUUUUCCACUUUUCAGAACUGCAUUUUUACGCAGUUUCGCAUAGUGCUGGGUGAUUUUAACUUUGCGAGCAUAGAGCAAGCCAACCGAAUUCUCGGCCCCAUUUACUUCAUUACCUUCGUGUUCUUUGUGUUCUUUGUAUUGCUGAACAUGUUCUUGGCUAUUAUUAAUGACACAUAUUCAGAAGUGAAAGCUGACUUUGCAGUGGUACCGAGUAAAGAAUUUGAGAUCAGUGACCUCAUUAGACAGAGUUACAAUAAAGCCCUUGUGAAACUCCGGCUGAAGAAAUCGAAGAUGGAGGAUUUGUAUCCGGCAGGUGGAAGCUUGCAAAGCAUGAAAAUCCAGGGGCAUUCUGCCUCCAAAACAGACGAUGCUUUGAAGCUUUCCAGAAGAUCUAGUGUGGACGAGAAGGGUUAUCUAAAGUCACCACAGCUACAGAAGUGGAAGGAGACACUUCACCGGAAGUAUCACUCCGCCGAGAAUAAGGAAUUGGCCAUGGCUCCUCAGGACCAAGUCUCUCCUCAGGAAUUUCAGCAACUUUUCAGAUACGCGACGGAACUGGAGAAGCGACUAAACGAGGUUAAUGCGAAGCUGAGCAGAGUUCUGAAAGGCAUGCCUGACCUGAAAGGCUCUCCAGACAAGAAACAGAGAUAGUGAGAAGUCUAUCUAAGAUUAAGGAUCAAGCUAAGGAGUGAAUGUGAAUACAGUAUGAACCCAAAGGAAUUUUAAAGGACCCCACAUUCUUUGCAGGACCUUGUAUUGAAGAAAAUAUCAUGAAACGAAACUACUGCAAUGAAAUAUAAAGAACCUUAACCUGUAUUGUCAUAAUAAAAGUCUAUACAAUGAAUGCCAGACGU